AUGAAGACCUCAUUCCUCGCUAUCCUGGCUGCUGCCGCCGGCGUUGCCAUUGCCGACAGCCUCGACGUGCCCGACUGUGCCAAGAGCUGCGUCAACGAUGACAUCCAGAAAAGUGGCUGCGCGCAGGACCAAAUCAAGGACUGUUACUGCCAAAAAGCAAAUGUUAACUCUUUGAUCAACUGCGUUUCUGGGGCCUGCAAAGACCAAAAUGACCUGGUCAAGGCAGCCCAGGCGGCACAGAAGGCUUGCCCUCAGCUCAACGGCGGUGUCUUUCCCGGCCAAGGAAAUAACGGCAACUAG
Molecule: messenger RNA, 300 nt
Organism: Colletotrichum graminicola M1.001
Lineage: Eukaryota; Fungi; Ascomycota; Sordariomycetes; Glomerellales; Glomerellaceae
Product: CFEM domain-containing protein
Exons: 1
Coding region: 1-300 (99 amino acids)
Source: RefSeq, a predicted model, not a curated record